AGGAAAAGGCACGAGAGCCACGGCCGGCCGGCCACCCUGCAGCAGGAGGCGCAGGAGUGCGGCGUGAGAGCUUUCUAUUCCCUAUUGAAAUAUGGGGACGCGCGCGCACACACACGCACAGUCGCGCAGUUCGCCGCCCGACGAACCAAACGAGACCAAACAAAGCAAAGGCAACCCCAAAGGCGAGCAGGAAAGCCUUCCAUCCGAGCGUCGCUGCUCCCUUGCCGCUGCUGUUGCUAGCUUCUUGGACGCUUGCGCGAGAGAGAGGGUGGCGUGGGUGGGUGCUUGAGGAGAGGAGGCAUGCUGGGGGCCGCCUCCUGAGAGCGGCGCAGCCAUUGGAGGUGGAGGAGGAGGAAGGACACCUGCAAGGCCAGGCCACUGAGGUUUGAUUGCCGCACCACACCACCGUCUUUUUCCCAGUCCCAACACACAAAGGCACACGCAGAGGCAGAGAGACAGGCGCAUGUGCACGCACACGAUGCAUGCACACACUUGCGUGGCUGCAUCUGUGGCGCACUCGUCUUCCUGAGCAGUUCUUGGGGGAGGAUGAGGGGCCAGGGGUGGCUCCAUUGCUCGGGGGGAAGUCUUUUCUCGGGAGAUAGUUGAGAGAGAUAACCACUUGGGGAAUGGUGUGGUGAGGAAUGUGGACUAGUUAUUUAUGAUGGUGGACACAAGAUCCUCUGUGAAUCUUGAUUUUUUUUAGAACAAGUGCAGUGAGGAAAUAAGAGGGGUGGGAAGAAUUAUACUAAUCUUUUCUCAGAUCAAGAAGGACAAGCAAUUAACAAAUAGCAGGGGGAGGUGGGGGUGUGUCAGCUUUGUGCUUUGUGGGUGUCCCUCCUCUGGUUCAUUGCCCCCCUCUCCUCUCCAUAUAGUUUACUUCUCCUGAGGUGCUUGUGCUCCUCCCCUUCUGGCCUCACUGCCUACGAUAUCAGCAACAGUGGGCCGCAUAAGUAGGUUGGGGUGGAGUGUGCUUGAAGCAGGAGUGCCGUUACUGCAUCAGAACCGAUCUUGUUAUUUGUUUGUUUUCAUUGUACGAGCGAUCUCCUGGCCGGCACCGGCACGUUGCAAUAUUCGGUCUUCUCGGCGCAGCAGCCACCAGCGGAGUGACUUCUUGUCCUUCUUUGUUCUCAGCGGUUUGCCGUUGCUGUUGUGGACAAGUAUGGGAUAGUAGUGUUGUGCUGCGGUGUUCUUAGAAGUGGUGGACUGGUGGUGGCCUCUGUGCGCAUUGGACUAGAGGAGUAAGUGAAAAGCUGUAGGAUUGUUCUUUCUUGUUUCAAGAUGAAGUUUAUGAAGCUUGGAUCGAACCCUGAUACCUUUCAGGAUGAUGGGAACCAAGUCAGCAUUGUGGGAAGUGAAUUGGUCAGCGACAUCACUGUACGUAUAGGGACAACAAAGUUUUACCUUCACAAGUUUCCACUUCUAUCCAAGUGUGCCCGCUUUCAGAAGUUGAUCCCAACUACUGGUGAUGAAAAUAUUGAGAUCCAUAUUCAUGACAUUCCUGGUGGUGCAAAGGCUUUUGAAAUCUGUGCUAAGUUUUGCUAUGGCAUGAUAGUCACACUCAACGCCUACAAUGUGAUUGCUGCCCGCUGUGCUGCAGAGUACUUGGAGAUGAAUGAAUCUGUUGACAAGGGCAAUCUGAUCUAUAAGAUUGAUGUCUUCCUCAGCUCAAGCAUAUUCCGAAGCUGGAAAGACUCUAUUAUUGUUCUUGGGACAACAAAGGCUCAUUUACCUUGGGCAGAGGAUCUUAAACUGGUUAGCCACUGCAUUGACUCUGUUGCUUCAAAAGCCUCUAUUGAUAUUUCAAAGGUUGAAUGGUCAUACACGUACAAUCGUAAGAAGCUCCCAACCGAGAAUGGCCAUGAUUCGCCGUGGAAUGGAGUCAAGCAGCAGCAGUUUGUUCCAAAGGAUUGGUGGGUUGAAGAUCUGACAGAUCUCGACAUUGAUUCCUACAAACAAGUCAUAACAGCAAUCAAAACCAAGGGUAUGGUGCCCAAAGAUGUGAUUGGCGAGGCAAUUAAGGCCUACACGUACAAGAAGCUUCCGUCAUUGAGCAAGGUAUCAAUGAUCCAUGGUGAUGCAAAAGUUCGGGCGAUGCUAGUUACCAUCACAUGUCUGUUGCCAUCUGAGAAAGGUUCAGUCUCAUGCAGCUUCCUUUUAAAGCUACUAAAGGCAACAAAUUUGCUGAAAUGUGGAGAAAUGUGCAGGAAAGAGCUUAUGAAGCGUAUUGCACGGCAACUGGAAGAAGCCUCAGUGUCAGAUCUUCUGAUCCCUACCGUGGAUGGGGAUACCACAGUUUAUGACAUUGACAUGAUUCUUAGUAUAGUUGAAGAGUUUGUCAGACAAGAUAACAAGAAUGCUCAGAAACAUAAUGGUGGUGAAGUGAGUGGUCAUGUAUCAGCUCCUAGUGUAUCAAUGAUUACAGUGGCUAAAAUUGUUGAUGGAUAUCUGGCAGAGGUUGCAAAGGACCCAAAUAUACCCGUUUUUAAGUUUUUCAGUCUAGCUGAGACAGUUUCAGGCAAUUCAAGGCCAGUUCAUGAUGGGCUAUAUCGGGCCAUUGAUAUGUAUCUGAAGGAGCACCCAAGCUUGGGCAAGAGCGACAAAAAGAGGCUCUGUGGCCUCAUGGACUGCAGGAAGCUGUCGCCUGAUGCAUGCGCCCAUGCUGUGCAGAACGAGCGCCUACCUCUGAGGAUUGUUGUGCAGGUGCUAUACCAUGAGCAGACAAGGGCUUCUGCAGCAGCCACCAUCCGAGCUGAUAGCAUUGGCAUCGGCUCCUACGAGAGCUCAAGGUCAGGUGCCACGACAAACACCGAAGACGAGUGGGAUGGAGUCAUGGCCGUGGAAGACCUCAGCUUGUCCAAGACCACAAAGCUAGACAAGUGUGAUACCGCCGGUACCGACGCAGAGAAGAACCGUGGCAACAGCAAGGGCGCCAGUGGCAGGGUGAAAGGCGCCACGACACCGAAGAAGGCGCUUGGGAAGAUGAUGUCGAGCAAAGGGCAGGCUGGGGAGCGCAGCAGCUCGGAUUCAUCCGACAGCGCCAUCUUGCCGAGGCAGGAGCAUCCAAAGAGGACUCCGGCAAGGAGCACCAAAUCAGCAGCUGCGUAGUUGCUGCCCCUCACUGAAUGUUUAAGUUGCAGUAGGUUUUAGCAGUCGUCUGUUCUUUCUUAUGAAUGUUGCAUAGGAGCAAGGACUAAUGUUUCACACGUCUGUAUGGAUGUUAUAAUGUCAGGUCUGUUUUUAGGU
This is a messenger RNA of Phragmites australis (common reed), 3243 nucleotides long. RefSeq names its product BTB/POZ domain-containing protein NPY4-like. The record is from RefSeq and is a predicted model, not a curated record. Gene Ontology annotation, molecular function: protein binding. The transcript is spliced from 6 exons. The coding region runs from base 1279 to 3105 and encodes 608 amino acids. NCBI's taxonomy places the organism in Eukaryota, Viridiplantae, Streptophyta, Magnoliopsida, Poales, Poaceae.